Molecule: messenger RNA, 648 nt
Organism: Motacilla alba alba
Lineage: Eukaryota; Metazoa; Chordata; Aves; Passeriformes; Motacillidae
Product: vegetative cell wall protein gp1-like
Exons: 2
Coding region: 1-615 (204 amino acids)
Source: RefSeq, a predicted model, not a curated record
AUGUCAGUGGCCUACUCGGAUCCCACAGGCAAAGGACUGCACAGCGGUCACAAGAGUAACGCGGAUUGUCACCCCACUGCGCCUGGCGGCGGGCAAUCCCGAACCCUUGUCACCCGAGACAAGGCCAGACGGCCUGCCCAUCUUCUCAAUGCCCCGCCUUCCCCCUUACUCUCGCCGCCGAAUACACAGCUCCCCCGCCUUCCCUGCCCCGUCUGUGUGUGUGAGGAGCGGAUUGGCUGUCGGACCGACCGCUCAACACUCCUGCCAAUCACGGUCGGCCCCGCCUCUUUUCCCAGCACAGGAAACACCCCUGCAGAUCGCGGCCAGCCCGGGGUGGCCGCCGCCUCCCAUUGGUCCGACGUGUUGUCCGUUCUUUGUAGCCCCGCCUCCCCGGACGGGGCGCAGCAAAGCCCGCCUCUCCUCCCUGAUCCGCCCGCUGAUUGGCUCGCCGGCGAAAGACCGCCGUUUCCUAUUGGCUCUGCCACUGCCACUCCGGCACGCGGCCCGGUCGGCUUGCCGCUGCCCCCCUCGCCCCGCGCGCCCCGCCCGCCGCGGCCCCGCCCUCCACGGAGUCACGUGAUGUUUUCGCCGCGGUGCCGCCGCCGCCGCCCGUGAGUGCGAGUGGCCGGAGCGACCGGGGGAAGCGCG